Messenger RNA from Anastrepha ludens (Mexican fruit fly), 10422 nucleotides. Its product is annotated as serine-rich adhesin for platelets. Bases 944 to 7303 code for a protein of 2119 amino acids. The record is from RefSeq and is a predicted model, not a curated record. The transcript has 7 exons. Lineage: Eukaryota; Metazoa; Arthropoda; Insecta; Diptera; Tephritidae.
CGAAACGAAAAAACUCGAAUAGAUUUUCUGGUCACAGUCCUUGUGAAUUUUGAGCAGUUAAAUUCGUGCAUUAAAAAUGUUUUAAAAUUACUAAAAAUUAACAAACUAUAAUUAUUGAACUCGAAAAAACUUAAAAAAACUAAAAGCAAGUUUUGAAAUAAAUGUCUUGAAGGAGAAAAUGUGUUGAAAAUUAGUCCCACAACGGCAGAAUGAAAAAAUAAGUGGUGGCUGUGUGUGUGUAAAUGUGCAAAGCAGAACCAGAAGGUGGAAAUACGGCGUGAAUGAAGAAACGUAGAUAAACGGAAAGGACUAGAGUGGGGGCAGUGAAGUAGUUAGAAAGGCGAAGCAAGUGGAAGUAUAUUUUUUGUGUGCGUAGCUGUAGUCAUCGAAUUAUUGAAAACUGUCUGUUUAAUGCAAUGUAAGGUGGCGAGUUGGUUUGCUUGUAAAUUUCUGUAAACAGUUUGUGUAAAAUCGCUUUCACCAAGACCAUAAACGCUCUCGAUUAAAUUGUGUGGUAUUUUGUGAGUUGAGUGUUACCAUCAAAGUGUGGACGCAGUUAACAUAAUAUUGCGUAAACAGGCAGAUCAAGAACAAUUGAAUUGAGACUCUUAUUGGUUACGAGGAGCCAGCGCAGCCAUAGCUGUUGUGAAUACAUACGCCAACGUCGCCAUAGCCACGUACGUCUGUGGCGUGAGCACUGGCUUUAGGAUAACAAACCUAACCAUUCAAUGGUAUUGGAGACGGCCUGAUUUAAAGUAUAACUCGUGUCACUGCGUUGGACAGUAUUCCGCCCACCCUAACAAUCGUCGUGCGUUUUUAUAUUAGAUAAUUUCCUCGUACUGUCAUUGUUUCAAAAUUUAAUUUCGAUUCCAAGGCCAAUCAAGUUAAACCUAUAGCAUUUUAAUGGCACUUGUUGGCCCUACUCCCCUUUUGGUGCGAAAAAAUGAACAAUGAAAUCAGUGGUAAGACUCUUCUAUCUGUCACCGCAUCGAUCGCCGCCGCCAUCAUACCUGAUACACCUAUUGUGUCCAUAGCCGGUGCCACAUUAAGUGAAAUCACCACCACAACCACCUCAACAACCACAACACCAACGCCCACACCAACACCAACAUCCUUUAUACCAUCAACUAGAGCCAACAAAGACCAUAGUAUCGCCAAUUUGCCAAACAAUCCAAUGUCUGAUGCUGCUGCCACCAAGUCAGCAGGAGGCAACGGUACUACCACUGCCAACGCCGCUGCAACCAAUAUAACAACAUCGAAUGUGUCGGCAGAUGCAGGUGGUAUAGCCGGUAAAAGUACCACACUAGAGCACGCAACUAUUGUGAAUGUUGCCCAUGCUGGAAAAACAGAUGACGCUACUACAAAUACAACAAUCGACACAAAGAAAUCUGAUGUAUCUGAUUUAGAAGAACCCGAUUUAAAAAAGCUCCUCGAAGAGGCCUAUACAUAUAAGACGCCCAAAGAUAAAAAAGACAAAAGUGAGAUAUUUUUGGACUUGCUACAAAAAGUGGAGAAUGAAGAUCUGGGCAUAACAUCGACACGUUCAGAUAGUCAUCGUCAUCAUCCACACUCCCAGAACCGCCAUCAACAAAAACAGGGUGGCUCUCUGCAGGAUCUUUUACAGCUGCCAUCUGAUUAUCGACGCCAAAAUCACACAUCACGUCACAAGAAGAACUCGUCUGUAUCAUCCCGGCAGCGUGAAGGUGGUAGCUUGCCCAGUAAUGUCAAUGUUGCCAAUUGUUUACUAAACAGUUUUGAGCAGCAGGCUUCCGUUUACGCAGAUAAACGUGUUCGCCGUGCGUUUUUGUUAGGUGUCGAAACCGCUACGGUUGCUUUGAAUAAUAACAACACAUUGGUCGGUGUAGUUGGUGGUAAUAACGUUGUUAGUGGCCAAAGUACUAACUCCAGUGGUAGCGGUAGCACAAACUCAGCGAGUUUGUGUAGCAAGGAAAGUGGUAACAGUGUUGGUGCUAGUGUAACAAGCGUCAGUGGCGGCAGCGGAAGCAUGGCAACCACAGCAAGUGGCCAUAGUGUUGGUGGCACGAUGGCAACUGGCGCAGGUAUCGUUAACACCACUGUGAAAAACGCUAAUUCCAUUAGUUCUAGUGGUGAUUAUAUCAUUAAUAUUGGCGAUAUGAUGGAUAUACAACAACAGCAGCAAAUCCUGCCUUCGAAAGCACAAGAUGGAGGGCAGGGCUUGCCGUUUUACGAACGCGUGGAUAUUGAUAUGCGUAUACCGCGUCCAAACUUACAUCGUGGUGAGGGUGGUGAGUUCGCACCGUCACGUGCCCAUCAUUAUGUCGACGAAGUGAUUCGUUUUCAUCAAAUCGAUGGCGGAGAAGAUGGUAUGUGUGAGAGUGGUGAAGUGGCCAUUUCGGUUAACGCGCUUGGUAACACCCUGAAGUCAGCUGCUGCGUCCUGUUCCCUCCCGAUGCCGUUAGACGAACGUUACCGGUCCAUUAAAUCGGUGAUGGGCGAGAAGGGCGACGGUGCUGCCAGUUUAAAUGCGUCAGUAGCAACAAAGACUUCCGGAGCAAUAGCUCCAAAUAGUAUCAGUUCCAACAACAAUACAAACAACAUGGGCAGCGGAAGUGGCAGCAGCAGCAUUGGCAUAGGCAGUUAUACGAAAUCAAUGCCACUGGCGCGUCAAAUGGACGAAAAUGGCAAUGACUGCGAGCGCCAGCAGCACAGUAGCAGUAGCAGCAUUAUAGUUAAUGCAGGCCAAUCGCAGGCGAAGGCCAAAGCUAAGAAGAAGCCACAAAAGGACAAUACCAUACCCGUUGAUGUAGAGAAUGAGGCUGGUUACCGCGGUAAAGAUCCAGUAGAAGUGUUGGUAAAAUUUAUUGAGAGUACAGAAGAAGAUAACAAGCAAGGCGGAAGCGGCGGCAGUAACAAUAAAUUUGCUGAAAACAGCAAAAGAAAAGAACGCAAGAAGGAAAAGGUUAAGCAGAAUAAGAUGAAGAAGAGCAACUCACUGGAAGAGUUACGUAGUUGUGCCAAAAUCGAUGUUGGUGAGCUGAAACAAUCGGCCGCUACUACAGAAAGCAACAAUGUAACGAUGCGCAGCAAAGGCACAGGCGGUGGUAAGGGAGCUAAGAACAAUUCUGCCUCCACAGCGGAUAUAAAUAAGAAUUUUGACGGUAGCAGCAAAGAAGUGACUGGUACGGUCACAACUAGCGUUGGUAAACAGGCAGCUGUAGUAGUUGUAACAACAACAACAACAACGGCAACAACAGCGAAUAAUCGUAAAAGUGAACGACGAUCAUGGGGCACGGAGGAGCUUCAGUAUCUGGGCACAGAAGGCAGUGCGAGUGGUGCCGGCAGCAUCAGCGGCUCCAUUGCAAAUAGCAUUGAAGAAAAGGCCAAGGACAGAAAGGAAAAGAAAGGCAAGGAAAAAGAAAAGGAUAAAGAGCGCGACAUCGAUAGGGAGAAAGAUAAGGGAAGAGACAAAGAGAAAGAUAAAGAGAAAACUAAAGAUAGCGUGGAACAUGAUAAAUUAACAAAUAAUAAGGUGGACGGUAAUACGAAAUUGGAAAGACAUGAUAAAACCGAAAAAGUAGAGAAGACAGAUAAGUCAGAAAAAGCGGAGAAAUCUGAGAAAACAGAAAAGCUGGAGAAACGCAAAAAGUCCGAGAGCAUAUUGCAGUCGUCCACAACUCCAACAAAAUCCACGACUCUCACUGCCACAAAUUCGGAACGGCAAAAUAAUCAAACAGCCAAUACUCCGGUAUUCUCCGCAAUCGAUUUAUUAUCGAUGAAUACGCUAAUAUCCGAGACUGCCGAAUUCCACGUGGUCACAAAGAAAAGGAAGCCAAAGAAGCAGCGCGCUUCCAUCGACGAAACCCAUUUCACGCAGGGCGCGAAUUAUAAUAACAGCACCAGCCACAAUAACUACAAUUAUAACAACAACAACAACAAUAAUAGUAAUAACUCAGGCACACCAAUCGGGUUUUCACGUGCGCACAAUCUUGUUAUAAAUUCACAGAAAUUCGGAAAUAACAACAAUAACAAUUCGUCAACGUUUGGCAGCCAGCAACAGCAACAAUCUCGAUACAAAUACUACAACAAUAAUACCCAUGGACUUAACACUUAUGGUAACGGUGGUAGCAACAAUAGCAACAGUGAUGGUGGGCGCCUUGACUAUCACAACAACUAUAAUUCCAAUUAUAACAACAACUAUGCCAAUAGCAACAACAGCAAUCAUUCACAUCAACAAUGCGGCUAUCAACAGCAAAACCAAUACCACCACCACCAUCAUCAGCAGCAAAACCAGCAUCAGCAGCAACAACAGCAACAAAAUGUUAAUGCUCACAACGUUAGCGGCGCCUCCACAGACAAGUCACGUCGCAAGUCAACUUCCUCAGUGCCACCCUCGGAGAAAUCCGAUUCAAGUGAUCUCGAUUCGGUGCAUUCCUUGCCCAUAGAAUCAACAGCAGCAUCAGCUUCAAAGAGCAAACAACGUCAUAAACCUGCCUCAUCCACCACUACGACGCCCGAAACACCGAAGAGUACGACAAGCGGUGGAUCACCUGCAUCAGCGCCCAUUUCCUAUGCCCAUAUUGCCGCCGCAGCAGCAGUUGAUCGCUGGCCGAACCUGGAUGCAGCCAAUAACAACAAUAUAGUGACAAACGGCAGCGGUAGCGUGGGCGUCACCAAUUGUGCAUCAGAGCAGCCACAGCAGCACGUAACUAAUGCUGAAGUCAUACCCGCCUCUCAGUCGAACCCAAAUAACAUUUCCACCUCCGCAACAGCGGUUACUUCCUCAGCAACAAGUUCAGCGGCUAAACCGAGUAAGAGCAAGAAGCUCGCUAGUAAACCCGAUUUUCCCGAAUUAGUUGCCACCAAUGCGAUGAAUGCGACGAUUGCUGAUAUCAACAAGGCAACAACAACCCCUCAAACAGUGUCGGUGACCACCGGCACGCCGAAAAUAAUUUCGUAUUCUCAGAGUUUGGUUGCUGUUCCCACUCAACUAAAUACAGCGGUGAACGUUGUAAGCACUGCUAGUGGCGAAAAAACAGCCGGUACAGCAGUCGAAGCCGUCAAUUUGUCUCUUAGUGUUUUAGCCAGUAACACCGUCCCAGAUGUCAGCAAAGUUGACACCAUCAGUGGCAGCACAACACGUUUGUCACAUCAACCGAUGCAACACCAACAACAACAGCAGACUCUACAAAAAUCGAAAAGUGUCGAACAUGAAAGUUACAGUUUCAACAGCAGCAAUCUGGAUCAGCAAUAUCCCGCACUUGAAAAAACUGUGAAGCGCCACAGUGCCACGAACGUGUCGAUUUCACCACCCACUGCUGCCGGUAGCACUAAUGCUAUAGCAUUGGCAGCCACCGCAGCACCUCCGACAAAUGUUUCGAGCACGGCCAAGUUUAAUUUCGCAGCAGCUGCUAAGCAGCAAGCGAUCAAAGGCGGCGGUAUUGGAUCUCAGCCGAUUACCACGACGUCGUUAAAUACAACGGAACCGCCAGUUUCCGAGUUAGCGGCGCAAACACCCCAAGUUGCAGCAACAGCUACCUCAAGCACGAAUUAUUCAAUGACAACGCCAGCUCCAACAUCGGCAGUUUCAUCUACGAAUGCAGCAAUAGCCGGAGCAGCAAUAUCUGUGGCAUCAUCAGGAGCUACAACGACGCGCAAGGUAAAGGAAAAAUCACCAACUGCUGUGUAUAUGCCAACAACGACCAACACGAGUGCAGUAGCACAGCCUACCACAUCAAAUAUAUCACCCAAUGUCUCUGAUGCUGGUGCUAUCAAUACAGCGCGGAAGAGCAAGAAAGAGAAGGCGCAUCAAAUGUUGGCCUCAGAAGUAGCCAUGGGCUUAGUAGCAACUAUUGAGCCACAUGGUCAUGUUGCCCAAAAAUCGAGUACUGCCACCCAGACACAAUCGACAUCCAUGGAUGUAGUGGUAAUGGCCAUCAAACCUACACGUUCACCAGUUUUCGUUGCCGGCGGCGAAACUGGUGUGCCUUCACAUACAUUGGGCAAAACUCAAAGACAGCAUAUGAGCAACUCCAGCGGCAGCUACAAAAACAAUACUGCGUCUGGCGUAACUGCAACAAGCCAAAAUGCCACCACAGCUACUGUGGGUGGAUCCAUCAGUAUUAGCAGUGCUAGUAACCGGCCCGCAGUUAUUAUUUUGAACGAUGAUCGCUCCGGCGAUAGUAGUAUUGAGUUUACAUUCGGUGAUUUUAACGAGGACGAACUUAAGUUCUUUGAUGAAAGCAUCGCUGAGGGCGUAGAUGAGUUUGCUGCUGGUUAUAACGAUGAGCCGACGCAGAAGCAGUCACAUCAACAGGAGGUGACUUCUGAGGUAAAAGUGGCCCCUAAAACAAUAUGCGCAGCUACGUCAACAGCAAGUUUCAUUGAUUCUGAUAUAGCAUCAGAUAUGUUACCUGGCGCCAAAGCAGCACCAGCCAAGCAAUCGUUUGUCGAUCUUGAGAAUUCUAAUCAGAUAUCGGCGAUCACUGCGAUUACAACUAAAGAAAGUGGCAAUAAAUUGAAAGCUGGUGCGGCUUCGGAAAGUGGUGCCAGCAACAAUAGUGUCAUUGCGUCCCUCGGUGCGCAAAACAGUGGGAACAACUGUAGUAAUGUCGGCAAAUCGUCUGCAGCGCAAACCGCUGAUUCUGAACAGGCGGAGCCGCUAGAGAAACAACAGUUGCUGCAAAGGAGAAGCAGUGAAACGCCACAAUUACAGCAACUUGAAACUUGCAAUGACAUUGAGACCGCAAUUUUGGCUGCGGCGCGUGCAGCGGCCGAGCAGCAGCAUCAACAGCCAAUGCAACCACCGCCACCGCCAUCGCAACAACAACAGCGCUCAUAUCGCCAUAAACACCAACAUCAGCAACAACAAUACAGAAGUACAUCUUACGGAAAUGCCUACGACCCACCACCACAUCGUGAACAUCGAUCACAAUCCGCGUACACAAGAGACACGCCAAAUCAUUACCAGCCACAACAACACCAUUAUCAUAAUCAAUACCAUCAACAAUCACAACAACAGCAGCAGCACUAUCAUUAUCAUCAAAGUGGCAGCAGCAACAGUGCCUCGCGCAGUCGUAGUAGCAGCAGCAACAACAAUAACAAUUCAUAUGACGCAUUGGGUAGCACACCGCCGCCACAAUCUCCAAAUCCAUCACCAUCGGUUGUGGUGAAUAUUCAACGCAAAGAAUUUGACAUACAUUUCAUACCGCCAAUAAUGUCGAACGCAUACAGCGCAUUGCAACACAAUGAGAUCAUUGUAGAUUUCAUUGGCUCCGCAUGGGAGGAAGUCGCCAAAGUGACGAAAUUCUACGAAGGACAAUAAAGCGCCGCCCUGGCAGCAAAACAAACAAAACAUCAAAAAGAGCAACAACAAUUGAUUGCGGCCAACAGUGCAGCAGUACAAUACCGCAAGGUUCAAGAGAAACGCUACCAAGAGCACCGGCCAAAGUACCAUACAAAAUCAAGAAGUCUCACACAGCCUUAAGCACAAAUUGCCACAGCCAUUGGAACCAUUUUUGCAGCUACAGCGCUCCUACACUAGAGUGGAGUAGGAACGACUGUUAGCAUCGCGCUCUAACCAUAGAGGAAUAGUGAAAAAUAGUUGCUGGGUUGUGGCAGUUAGUGCUACCUUUUGCUGUCAUGUAUAGCGGCGGCUGUCCAUUAAUGUGUGAAUACAUUUUGUGUUUGGGUGGGUGGUAGCGCUAUGUUGAACUUAGCACCGCUCAACCGCGUCUUUAGUAUAGAAGAGAGGCGUCGGCUGGCGGUGCGUUGUCAAAUAAUCUACUUGUACGUAUAGUUGCUUAUUUAAAUUAUGUAAUUAUAAGUGUUUAAUUAUAUUAUAAAAGGAACUGCAAAAAGCGUAAUCACGAAAAAGCAAAAACACAGAAAAAAAAAGCGAGAAACAAAGCAUUAACAUUAACUGUAGUAUACAAGAAUAUAUAUAUAUAUAUAUAUGGAAAGGAUAAUAGACACUACACACUAAUCUAUGUAUGGAAUGCAAAGAACCCCAAAAAUAUAUGUAUAUGUAUGGCCUAUUGUCUGUACUUGCUUUACGUGCUUUUUUCGUCUUCUAACCCGCAAUUACGCUGAAUCUUUUACAACUACUAUUAAUACUAUUAAUUUAAUUAGAAAUUAGUGAAAACGAAUACGAAUUCGAAGCAAGGAGAGCGAGAGAGAAAGAGAGAGACAAUGAGAAAUUGAGCGCAAAACAAUAAAAUUAAAAAACAAAUGAAAGCAACUGUAUGAAGUAUGUAUGUAUGGAAAAUACACAUAGCUAAAAGUAGCCGUAAAAUCAAACUAAAUGAAGUUUGAAAAACUAUGCAAAUAUUAAUAAAAAUCAAAAAAAAUAAAAAUCAAUUAUUGAAUUCCAUACACAAAUCCUUUUAUAUGUAUGUAAAAAAACCAUUAUGGCAAUGAAAAAAUCAGAAAGCAUUGUGAAAAAGCUAAGCACAAAAAAAAUGUACUAAAUAAAUCAUUGCGGAGAUUAGGCGAAAGGAGGUUGGUAAAAAAGAGUGCGAAUGAUAGGACGUGCGGCAUUUACGCAAUCGCGAUUGAAACUGUAAUUGGCGGCUUGCUUGGAUUUGACUGGAUGUGCUCUCUCAAAGAAGCUGUAAAAAAACAUUUAAGUUAUUUACAUAUAUAUGAUCUAAAUGUACUUUAUUUAGUGUAUAUAUUAAUUUAACAUUUGUGCUGCCGUUACAAUGCCAACUGUGCUCUCAGAAUAUGCACCCAGAAACGUAUAUAUUGGUUUAAUAAACUAAGAAAUAACGCUUAAAUAGAAGUUUUGGGCUGUUAAACAUUGAACAAGCCCGAAUGCAGCAAGGCGUCAUGAGCAAGUGAGAUUAUUCACUUGUGGGCAAACAAGGCGGCAGCGCAAACAAACAAUUCAAACAAAAAGUAAACUAAUAAGUAGAAUAGCAAAGUAACUGGACUGGUUAAAUAGUGCAUAAACACACACGCGGAAAAAAUAAAUAAAAGAGAAAAAACAUGCCUCACCUGGUCAACAAUAUUCACAAUCACACACGCCGCUCACAUUAAACAAAAACAAAAAAUAUAUUUAAAUGCAUAACAACGGCAAGAAGUCACGCGAUAUUAAAGCUUAUUUAUUACUAACUAAACCCUGAAAAAAAAACCAACCAAAAUUCAAGACGAAAAAACACGAGUAAUGAAUUAACCUCCACAUAUGUAUGUAAAUACUUUGUAAGUAUUUUAAGGUUAUUUAAAUUAAAAGAAGAAAAAAAACACAGCUUAGCGAGCAACGGCUACGUUAAGCUCUAAUGCGUGUUGAAAUACGAACGGAUAAAAUUGAUUAAAACUGAACUUUUUUUUUGAAAGCGUUAAUUGAAAUGAGCUUAUUUAUAGCGCUUGCAUACUAUGCAUUAAUAAAAUUUAGUAAUAAUGGCGAAAACUAUAGUGUUGAAUAUUUUUAUUUUCAUUCAUUUAUUUAAUUAACGGCAUUAAUUUUUCGUUCGUAAACUGCGUAUUUUUUUUAUCUAUUUUCGAUCUAAUUAAAUACAAAAAAAGAAUUGAUAUCAUUUGUAGAAAAGCGUGAUUGCAUUUUUUCUAAAAAUAGAUUAAAUCAGGAAAGUCUAUUUGGUAGGCAGAGUUAAACUUUCAUUGAAAAAUUGGCUCCUUGUCGAUUAAAAACAAAUUAUGUGAAAUCCAGCGCCUAGUGAGCGUUUCGAAGCUUAUGCUAUAAAGCGUUUGCGUUCGCAUAGCGAGUACCAUCGCUUCCAUAUGACCAUAUCGCAUGACUUGGCCACUUGUUCAAAGGAUUUUUGUUGCACCAAAUAAAUGUAUGACUUAAGCGUUUGCAAAUUCGCAUGUAUAGCACCGCUUGGAACGCUACUAAGCUCGAAGAAUGCAAUCAUUGCAUAACACAUACAUACUUAUUGUACAUUUCUGUAGACUUUUGACAAAACAACUUAAUUAGAGUAAUCACUCUUUAGCGCGCAAGCAUUAAAUUGCAUAGUUCUAAUGCAAUAUUUAAACCAUUCAUAUCUGUAGCUUAAGAAUCUAUCCUAAUAAAUGUUUAUAAGAAAUGCUAAAUAUCGGGAUUUAUAGAACUAAAAGUAAGAGUAGCUAAAGUUAAAGAAGUUGUUUUAUCAGAACUCCACGGAUUCCACUAAUUUAGUUAAUAGAUAGUGUUUACUUAAAUUGCUAAAAAAACUAUAAAACUGUAUUUAUGUUUACGCCGUAAAAAUACAUUUUUUUCUGCUGUGUGAUGUAAUUUAUAUUUCAAAUCUCUUAGCAGUUGUAGCAAUUGUAUUGAAUAUUUAUACCACAUGAACUUAUCCUUCACUUCUUGCUAAUGUAUAGAAAAUGUUUUGAAGAAAAAUUAGCUACUUUAUUGCAAUUCACUUAAAUGGAUUAAUAUGUAUAUUGUACGAAGCAUGCAGACACAUAAUAAAUGCGUAUCAAAAGGAAUUACGAUUACACAAA